AUGUUCACAGCUGACCCUCCCAUCUCUGCCACCGGCGUCGGCGUCGGUUACGGCAUCGCCAUUGCCGUCAGCAUCCUCGUACUCAUCUCCGCCAUCAUGCUCGCCUCUUACGCAUGCGUCAGAGUCAAAUCCCAUGGCGGUUAUUACAGCGACGACUACGACGAGCAGUACUCCAACUCCCACCGCCGCUCCCCCACCACCACCAGCAACUAUUCCGCCGAGCCCGCGACGGUCGUGCUGGGCCUUGAUGGUCCCACCAUAGAUUCAUACCCGAAGAUAGUUCUCGGUGAAAGCAAGCGGCUGCCGAAGCCGAACGACGGCGUUUGCUCCAUCUGCUUGUCGGAGUACCAAGCCAAGGAUCCCGUACGGUGCAUCCCGGAAUGCCAUCACUGCUUCCACGUUGAUUGCGUAGACGAAUGGCUGCGCAUGAGUGCCACGUGUCCCGUCUGUAGAAACUCUCCGGCUCCUUCGCCGGUGCCAAGUCCUCUGUCCAAUUUGGUACCUAUGGCGUUCCAUUCUACGUGA
This is a messenger RNA of Fragaria vesca subsp. vesca, 525 nucleotides long. RefSeq names its product putative RING-H2 finger protein ATL69-like. The transcript has a single exon. Gene Ontology annotation, molecular function: transferase activity. The record is from RefSeq and is a predicted model, not a curated record. The coding region runs from base 1 to 525 and encodes 174 amino acids. NCBI's taxonomy places the organism in Eukaryota, Viridiplantae, Streptophyta, Magnoliopsida, Rosales, Rosaceae. Gene Ontology annotation, biological process: protein ubiquitination.